CCCAAUUGGGUGUACGAAGUAGCAUUUUCCUUUUCACCACCAUCCAGCUCGGGAAAAGUUGAGGUCCGUAAUCGUCGGACCAAAACCCCACUUCUCUCGCCCUCUCCCUCGCGUCGAAGCCGAGCUCGGGAGUGACGAUAAUGGCCGCUGCUUCUUCCUCCUCGCGGCUCGUCCCCUUCCUCUCGCCGCCCCCACCGACUCCUCCCGCAAAACCCCCCUCCGGCGCCUUCCUCCCCCUCCGGCGAACCACCGCCGCCGCCGCCGCCGCCGCCCGGUUCAGGUGCGCCGCCGCCUCGGGGCAGACCGGGUUCUUCACGCGGCUGGGGCGGCUGAUCAAGGAGAAGGCGAAGAGCGACGUGGAGAAGCUCUUCUCCGGCUUCUCCAAGACGCGCGAGAACCUCGCCGUCGUCGACGAGCUCCUCCUCUACUGGAACCUCGCCGACACCGACCGCGUCCUCGACGAGCUCGAAGAGGCGCUGUUGGUAUCCGAUUUUGGGCCGAAAAUCUCGAUAAAGAUUGUGGAUAGUCUGCGGGACGAUAUCUUAGCUGGGAAGCUCAAGUCCGGAAGUGAGAUUAAGGUAGCAGCUUCAAAACUACGGAGUCCUGAACUGAUUAGCGCGAAGUUUCAGUUUGGUCGGUCCCGUACGUAUUACUACGGAAUUUGUUAUCACAAUUGGGAUGCUUUGAAAAGGUGUGUUCUUGAGCUGUUGACAAACAAAGGUAGCAAAACGGAGCUUCAGUUAGGAUUCAGGAAGCCGGCGGUGAUCAUGGUUGUUGGUGUGAAUGGAGGUGGAAAGACAACCUCUCUUGGGAAGCUUGCUCAUAGAUUGAAGAAAGAGGGAGUAAAGGUACUACUGGCAGCAGGUGAUACAUUCAGAGCAGCUGCUAGUGAGCAGCUGGAGAUAUGGGCUGAGAGAACUGGUUCAGAGAUAGUAGUAGCUGAGGGUGAGAAGGCCAAAGCUCCGUCAGUUCUUUCACAGGCUGUGAAAAGGGGGAAGGAGCAAGGAUAUGAUGUAGUUCUGUGUGAUACAUCUGGACGUCUGCAUACAAAUUACAGCCUAAUGGAAGAGUUGGUUUCGUGCAAGAAAGCUGUUGCUAAAGUUAUCCCUGGUGCUCCUAAUGAGAUCUUGCUAGUUCUGGAUGGGACAACUGGUCUGAAUAUGCUACAGCAGGCAAGAGAGUUCAAUGAUGUAGUUGGAGUUACCGGAUUUAUCCUGACAAAGCUAGAUGGUUCUGCUCGAGGUGGCUGCGUGGUGAGUGUGGUAGAUGAGCUCGGUAUACCAGUAAAGUUUGUAGGUGUUGGUGAGGGGGUGGACGACCUUCAACCCUUCGAUGCCGAGGCCUUCGUUAACGCCAUUUUCCCUUGAGAGUUGUUCAAACCAUUACAAUGACUAAUCUUGUACAGUUUGUGUCGCUUUUUUGUUCGCCUUUUGGACAAUGUUAUGCAAAAUUUUGGUUCAUUCAAUCUAAAAUUCAUCAACAUAUUGCUUCCAGGAUGGAAA
Messenger RNA from Ananas comosus (pineapple), 1502 nucleotides. Its product is annotated as cell division protein FtsY homolog, chloroplastic. NCBI's taxonomy places the organism in Eukaryota, Viridiplantae, Streptophyta, Magnoliopsida, Poales, Bromeliaceae. Bases 141 to 1367 code for a protein of 408 amino acids. Gene Ontology annotation, molecular function: signal recognition particle binding; ATP hydrolysis activity; GTPase activity. Gene Ontology annotation, cellular component: membrane. The record is from RefSeq and is a predicted model, not a curated record. Gene Ontology annotation, biological process: SRP-dependent cotranslational protein targeting to membrane. The transcript is spliced from 11 exons.